CUUCUCAUCUUGCCGCAUGAAAAAAAGGAGAAAAGAUAAACCAAAAGCGUAAAUUAAUUAUUUCCAGUCGCCUGACAGCUUCCCUUGUAUUACACCUUUUUGGUUCCUGGACCCUUCUCUGCCCACCCACCUUACACACUCAGCCCCGAUGCCAUCUGACCUUAAUUUGAAAAAGUCAUGGAAUCCAAAACUCCUCAAAAACAGAGAAAAAGUCUGGGAGAAAGAGCACCAGAUCUACGAAGAGUAUAAACGAAACCAGCAAUACCAGGCAAAGCUCCAGGAGACCAAGGAAAAGGAUGAACUCCUUUCUCUCGUCGACAAGACCAAGCCCGCAAAAAAAGACACAAAAACAGACUGGAUUUACCAUUCACCAGCUGCUUCCGGUGCAGACUCCUUGUCAACUGCUAACGAGGACGUUCUUUUGGGUCGGACUCGCAUACAGGAAGGGACCAUAAAAAACGACAGCGCCAAAACCACUACCUCUAAAAUCGACAAAGUGCUGACAACGGGCGUCACCACUGCCAGACCUGAUAAAUCGGAACCUGAACAACUCUCAAAGACUGAUCCUCUGUACGCAAUAAAGUUGCAGCAGCUGAAGCGCAAAGAACUCAUGGAAAAGCAGCGGAAGAUCGACAAAUACAAGAAGAGAGAAACGGAAAGAAAAGGCAAGCACAGACAUAGCCAUCACCACCACCGUCACCACCACCGUCAUGACGACUACAAAUCAAGCGAUGAACCAAAGCGGUCAAGUUAGAAUUC
Pichia membranifaciens NRRL Y-2026 is the source of this 759-nucleotide messenger RNA. RefSeq lists its product as hypothetical. NCBI's taxonomy places the organism in Eukaryota, Fungi, Ascomycota, Pichiomycetes, Pichiales, Pichiaceae. The record is from RefSeq and is a predicted model, not a curated record. The transcript has a single exon. Gene Ontology annotation, biological process: mRNA splicing, via spliceosome. The coding region runs from base 149 to 754 and encodes 201 amino acids. Gene Ontology annotation, cellular component: U2-type spliceosomal complex.